Molecule: messenger RNA, 316 nt
Organism: Staurois parvus
Lineage: Eukaryota; Metazoa; Chordata; Amphibia; Anura; Ranidae
Source: the annotation of a GenBank genome assembly
CUAAUGUUUUCCUAUGUGUCCAUGUACACUAUGUCAUUUACAGGCAGUUGAGUUUACAGUUGUUUUUUUUGAACGCACCAAAAUUGUGUUCAGGAGUAGAUUUUAUCAGCGUUUCAAACGCCAAAUGCUUGUAAACACAGCUAACCACGUUUAUAAACAUUUGCGUUUGCAAAUUUUUUUUUAACUGUUCCAUUUCCAGGUGCUGUCCAGAGCCUUUUUUCAUCAUGAAAAAUGCAUGCAAAGUGUUUUCCCGGUAAUCAAAUGGACCUGGUACACCAUACUUAGAGGUUUCACAUGAAAGAAAAUAUGUUAGACA